Molecule: messenger RNA, 10616 nt
Organism: Malaya genurostris
Lineage: Eukaryota; Metazoa; Arthropoda; Insecta; Diptera; Culicidae
Product: 5-hydroxytryptamine receptor 1-like
Exons: 4
Coding region: 1928-3328 (466 amino acids)
Biological process (GO): chemical synaptic transmission; G protein-coupled receptor signaling pathway, coupled to cyclic nucleotide second messenger
Cellular component (GO): membrane; dendrite
Molecular function (GO): neurotransmitter receptor activity; G protein-coupled serotonin receptor activity
Source: RefSeq, a predicted model, not a curated record
AGCGGUGGUCGUGAAUUUAGUUUAUCGCCAGGUUGCCACUGAAAACCCGCUGGGACUAUUAGUACGGAAAAAUACGUUCUCCUAGCGAUAACGUAUGUUCUGAGGGUAUUACGUGUGUAAGAUUACGUGCGCGUGUAAUUUCGCGAAAUAUUUACGUCUUCUCUCGUCGGAAGUUUCGUUCCCAAAAAAACUGGUUGACCGCCGUGGAUGUCGUUUUUCUUUGCGGUGCUUUUUGUGAGAUUAUUUCCGGCGGACUAGUGCGGCGGAAGUGCAUACACACAUGACAAAACAGGUGCACCGGCGUUGAUUCCAGCAGGGUGUAGGAGUGUGUGUGUGUGGCUGUGUGUGCAUUUUUUUAUGCGGCAUCUAGUUUCCGUGGUGAAGAAGGGUGUCGAAUCGGCUAUGGAGUGGAAUUCGCACUGAGGAAUCCGAAUGGGAGUAGUUUUGUGCACCGAGGGUGCACUUUUGUCGGGCGCAUCGGGGAGCAAUUGCACAUGAGACUAGGUGUGGAAAGUGUGACAUACUGAGGGGUUCGAAUGAAUCGCAAUGUUCUGCGAAAGGGGGCUGGCCUGUUGAGGGAGCGAAUGUAGUGCAACGUGGAAGAAAUUAUAAUCGACAGAAAUCCGUUCCGGACAAUAGUGCGGAAAGAAAGUGAAGUUAUGGAAAAAGUGGCACAACUCAACAGGAAUGCCAGGUGCUAGAGGAUACGGCAGCAAUAAAAUUGUUUUUGUUUGAGUCCGUCGACAAAGGAUUCGUCGUCGUCCGGUGCGGCAAGGAUCGAAAGAACGAUUGGUACGUGACAUCACGAAUGGUACAAAUGCGGGAAGGACAAAGAUACUCAUGUCAACAAGGAAUUGAUGGCAAAACCGAUACAGCAUCUGGAAGCAAUAAUCUAUAUUGGAAACGUUGUAAUCUGCGCUUUCUCCUUUUCCCAGAACAAGAGCCACGUUCCUAACCACGGACCAGAAUAAAUACCGGGCUAAGCGAAAGAACCACGGGUUUUGAUUGCACAGGAAACACAGCAAGCAACUUUGUAUUGUUUCGCUUCAAGCAGAUUGGAGAUCAAUUUACCGCUAAGCUUCCUUCUGGCCGUGUUGGUAAAGUGCAGUGCCACAACGGGAAAACAAUUGGCAUUUCCAUUUCAUUGCAUCUCGCCAAUGUAAGAAAACAAAAUCUCGACUCGCAAACAAACGGAUAUCGUCCAUCACGACUUUAUCAGGUUACUGAGCUAAGCAUUGAUAGACUUCAACGCUAGUCGUGUCAAAACAAUCGGAACCGAAGGCAAACAAUGUUAUUGCCAGUGACCUAUUCAACGAAAUCUGCUUCAGAUAUCAAACAAGUGGAAAAGGCCAUCAUCAUUGUAUUGCCGAGCAACAAGUGAUGGUAUUGAUGCUCCCGGUAGACUUUCUCUUCCAGGUACUCAGAAUUAUAAUACGGUACGAUACAAGUUUUCCUCGAACUCAGAACGAACGGGAAUGGUGGGAACUGUUUCUGUUAAGCAGAAAAAGGAAGCAUUCGUGAAAAAGAAUACCGCGUUUGAUGCAAGAAAACUGAUUGCUGUAUUGGCAAACAAACACGGAGGAAUUGUGCUUUUGGCACUGCAGAUUGAAUAUUGUACAAAAGGACGCUCGAAUAUGGUUAAAGUUCUAGUUACAGCACGGUACUAGUUUGGAUGCCGUUUCUGUUCGUACCCAUUUAUUGAACACAGGUAUCUGUUCUCAAGCAGCCAGCACCAAUCAGUUAACGGCUGCUGGUAUCAAACACAAACAGUAUUAUUUUGAUUGGAUUUUUCUCGCUACUCUAGUUCCGUCUAUUUCGUAUCGAAUUAUCCGCGAAACGAACUGUAAGGCGUACCAACAAGUUCAAACGGGAGAAAAAGGAAUGGGAGCGUAACCGGAGCCCCUAAUCCUGUUGAUUUUCUUUAUGUAUGGAUCCAACAGUUUCACCACUGUUGUCGACCUUUAUAGCACCUCCGAUACCGGGAAUAGUCGCUUCAGCAUCCAAACCCUUAGUGAUAUCAGCAGCUGCAACUGCAACUGGAAAUGCAACCGGUACUACGGUUGCAGCCAUACUCAAUGCCACAGUAUCAUCCGGUUUCCUGGAAUAUCUACUGAACGGUAGCACCACCCUUGGACCACAGUCAACCCUUGGUGACCAUUUAACCGGACCAGCUAACUUUACAUCACCAUCAACCGCCUCUACUAGCUCUCUAUUUGAGCCCAGCACCGACCCAGCAUUCCCAGCCCAGCAAAGCAACUCUGUACUAACGUUCCAGACAAUCAUCAUUAGCAUUAUUCUAUCGGCUGUAAUUUUUGGAACAAUCGUUGGCAACGUGCUAGUGUGCGUAGCGGUGUGUCUGGUGCGGAAACUGAGGCGACCGUGCAAUUACCUGCUGGUUUCGCUAGCGAUAUCCGAUCUCUGCGUGGCCCUUCUGGUGAUGCCGCCGGCACUGCUCUACGAAGUGCUCGAAGAAUGGAAAUUUGGUACCGUGUUCUGCGACAUCUGGGUAUCGUUCGACGUUCUCUCCUGCGCUGCAUCAAUUCUGAACCUCUGUGCCAUCUCAGUUGACAGGUAUUGGGCCAUAACGAAGCCCCUGGAGUAUGGCGUCAAGCGUACCCCUAGACGUAUGAUCGUAGUUAUCGUGCUAGUCUGGCUCGUCGCAGCCUGUAUAUCACUCCCACCGCUCUUAAUCUUAGGCAACGAACACAUGACCAACGGGCAUCCGUCCUGUUCGGUAUGCCAGAACUUUUUCUAUCAAAUCUACGCAACACUCGGUUCCUUCUACAUCCCUUUGGCGGUGAUGCUGUUCGUGUACUGUCAGAUUUUCCGUGCUGCACGGCGGAUAGUGAUGGAAGAGAAACGGGCCCAAACUCGGUUGGACAGUUGCAUCAACGGAAAUGCUACACCGGAGAAAAUACUUGCCCCGUGUGGAAAAGUUCUGAUCGGUAAACCUCAACACAAGCGUAUUUUCCAAUUAGCCAAAGAGCGAAAAGCGUCGACAACACUGGGCAUCAUUAUGUCCGCCUUCACCAUUUGCUGGUUGCCAUUCUUCAUUCUUGCGUUGGUCCGACCGUUCCUCGGUGAGGAUCAUCCGACACUGUCGUCACUGUUCCUGUGGCUCGGGUACGCCAACUCCCUGCUGAAUCCGAUCAUCUAUGCAACGCUUAACCGCGACUUUCGGAAACCCUUCCAGGAGAUCCUGUUUUUCCGUUGCUCCAACCUGAAUAGCAUGAUGCGGGGGGAGUUUUACCACAGUCAGUACGGUGAACCGUACUCGCAACGUUUAGUCAUCACCAACGACGGUGGCGCGAAGGAAAGUUUCCUAUGAAGCUUUCGCUGUUGUAGAUCUUAAGGGUUGGGCAAUUCGGACCCGACCGACGGUAUCCGUUGGUCAAUCAGACGUUUAGGUAUCAGGUUUUUCAUGUGUUGGAUCUUCGAAAGCAGGGCCAUGGGGAUUUAUGGUGGAAAGCUGUUUCGAUUGGAAAAGCGCGUGAUUGUUGUAAGAAGUUUAUUUUUGCUAACGCCAAUUGUCAAGAGUCUUUUUCAAAUGGAAUUGCAGGUGAACUAUGACAAGAAGAGUAGAAAUUUUAAAACGAAAGAGAAAUCUCUGUGAGUACCGAAUUCUUCGAAAUUUCGAUUCAAAGUAAAUUUUGUCAGGUUAUCCUUUAAAACCUCGCAAUUCUCAGCCAUUAUUUUGAGUUUCUGGAAGUAAAUUUCAUUACUUUAGAAGAUAUUUGGCCGAGCCAUAUAGAAAUAGAUUGUAUAUUUCUCUCUCUUUUAUGCUCCGACUUACUGAUCCAUAUUAUUAUCAAAGUGCCACUUGAACCAGGCAGUUCUGAUUCAAAACAAUUUAGAUGCUUCUAUGUUUACUUUAUGAACCAAUAUAGGAAUCGAGUAUCAAUUGCGGAAAUAUACAAACAUACAAACACAAACAAUGCAAUAUAUCCUUUGACAAUCUUUCGGAAUAGGCAAAACUUUCGCAUUCGUAAAAUUUUUGAAUGGAAUGAAAACUUUCAGCUUCUUUAUACUGAGCUAUAUUCAGAUAUUGAUGCAAAACCAAAGAAAAAAUCAAGAUGGAAUGGUCUAUGAUUUCUCAUGGACUAUUCAAAUACGACCCCUCAAUAAUUUCGGUUCACCGUCAGUUGUAGUUGCAACAUGACGAGUAAAUCUUGGAACUUGAAAAAUCAAUUAAAUUAUUGCUAAGAAUAUAUUCAAUUUGUUAUAAUCUUACCUCACGAAACAUUAAAGUGAAUUGAAGUAACAAAACAAGUAACAUCAAUCUGUAGGCCAAGCAAAACAUUUAAACGAAUUGAUUGAAAUUCUAAUUAAAAGAAAUCAAUGUGUUUUCCCCUAUUCUAGAAGAAUAUUUAUCGUUCAUUCGAAUUUCAACCGCCAACAAAUGAAAACUCACUGGAAAAUAAACAUCCCUGUGUAUUUUGACAGCUUCAUUCGAAAACAUCAUCGUUUGAACUACAGCGCUACCUACUUGUCUAACUGUCGUCAGGAAGCCAACUAAGCAAUUUGACGUAUCUGUAACCCACACCGAUGCAGAGUGCAUAGAUCUAUUCACGGAAACACGAUUGACCGAAUCAAGUGUUUCGCACAUACAUUUGUGCUGUACUCAUUUCCACUAGAAAAUGAAUUGUAUAACACAUGUAAUUCGAUUCAAUAGCAAAACACAUCACAUCCAAAUGAAAAACACAUCGAAGCUAAGCGAAAAAUAAUCUAAUCUUGCAUCUUAGUGAAUUUGCACAUGAAAUCUUAAAACAAAUCUCUUUAGUAAUGUAUUGAAAUGUAGUAUCCAAAAUAAAUGGUACUCGAUCGUCAACCAUUCUAGUACUCGAGAAAUCAAUACAACAAUGUGGUUUCUGUUUAAAACAAAUGAGGAUUCUAAUAAUCCUAGCCUUACCCAAUUUCAAACAGUUCUGAAGAUUUUCCCUGUUAAAUCGUAGCUCAAACUAGAACAAGUAGUAGUAAUCACUUUUAAAUCGAUUUUUUUCUACUCUGAGUUUACUUUUAUUGCUAAUAUUUAUUUUUAUUACUGAAUUAACGAAGAAAAAUCAUUGCAAAUCACUACUAUCGAUAUGAAAAUUUUCGAAAAAAGCCCUCCUUUUCUUGGUUCCAUUUUUCAUUGACAGGUGUCGCUACCGGUAAUUCAGUUUCGCGGCAAUGUGCCAAUUAUUUCGUUCACAGAGGCUUCAACCUUAAGGUCAUUCGCCUUUUAGAACCAGAAAAAUGGAAAUCCAACCCCGAUAUAUCCCGUCCGUCUUCAUUCUUUUGCUCAUGCGAGAUAUGUACAAUUUAAACAUCAAUUUUGUUUGAAACUUCUGUAUGAUUCAUGGCACGAUUCGUCUGAUGUUCGAAUUUACUGUGUAAGCAAAUUAAAUGUAACAUUGGAGAACGUACAGAAUUUUACAGAAUUAAUACGGAAAAUAUCCCCACUAAACUGUUUAGGUUUCAUUUAUUCGAACAGUUCAACUGUCAAAUUUUUAACCUUUUCUCGUGCUCGGUAAUACACAAUUUUACUGAUUGUUCUGUACGAUUCCAACCACUAUUUUCCGAAAAUAAAUGAAAUCGUAUUUGUUUUGUUGUAGAUAUCUUGUUAAAGCGCAUCCUGUUAUCGAGGUUUGGCAUAAUGAUUUUCUUAAUUUGUCAGUAAAUAACAAAUGUACAUACAUUUGUCGAGAUUUCGAAUAGUUAGCUUUUACCGAAAUUUUGCAUGACACUUGAAUGACCGAAUGCAAAAAUCGGAUAAGGGUAACAUAGUUUGAAGUACUUUUUUGAAGGGGCUGGGGUCCACUAGGAGAUUGAUAGUACCUAUUAGCUCUCUCCGGACAGUACCAGCCUAGAUGCCGUGUGGAAUCCGGCGGAAAAAAUGAACCAAGAACAGAUCCACUGGGUUCCUGCUUCCAUGUCGUAAAAGGCGACAAUCGCAGGAGUUUCUUUUUCCUUUCAGUUAUCAGAUAUUUUCGAUGUUUCACUUCUGAUUACUCUAUUUUACUAUUACCUUACUUUACUUACUAUUACCUCUUCAUUCAACCUAUCAAUUUCCGUCUAACUUCGGAAAAAAGUUUUAUUUGGAUUGUUUUCUUCUUCCAUGUUACUGAUUGUCUUUCAGGAUUAUAUGUAUCACGUAAUUUCAUUCAUAAAAAAUAGGAAAGUUUUUAUCCUUUACGCGAUAGUAUUGCAAAUUUUUCUUCAGUUUCCUCGAAUAAGAGCUGUGAAUCAGGACUUCCAUGACUUCAAUUUAGGUUAUUGUGGAAACGUUCACUCGGGAAGUCAGUGAGUUUAUUGGUGCAUCCGAGCAUCCUGAAUUCGCGCGCGAAUAAUACCAAUACUGAAAUUUUUACUAACAAAUAUCCUUCUCCCGUGACACUUGUGGAGUGCGCAGUAGUAUAUACGGCCUCUAGUAACAAUAAGUGUUGGACUAACAUCCCUUCCCAUUCCUUAGACGAUUUACGUUCGGGCCUGGCCGGCGCCGGUACUGAUCAAUGAUUUCUGGGAUUAUUAGGAGAUGUACAUUGAAGGAUGAUUUACCAGUCCCAGGUUGGAUUAUCUAAAAAUUCCCUGUACAAUUUCAGCUAAUCCCGUUCAGUAACGGAGUAGCAACCAGGGGUGGUCGCUCAAGCUCAAGCUCAUAGUUUGAAGUACUUGUUUGAGUAUUUUUGAAUGAAAAAAAGGGAUUAGAACAUUGAGUGCAAAACCUGAACCAGGAUUUUGUAAUGCAAAAAUCGUUCAAAACAUCUAUUUUGUUAAAAACCCGUCAAAACAAUUUUGAAUACAAAACUAGGUUAAAAACUUACUCGGUCCUCUAAAAAAAAUUUUUAACCGGUUUUUUUUACACAAAGCUUUUGUUGUGAAUACGACUUACUUUACUAUAGGGUGCCUUUUCAAAUUUACCCUCUGUGAGAGUGAUAAGUUUUUGAUCGUGAAUAUAUCUUGUUGUAUCUAACGAAUCAACAUAAUUUUUUAUACAUGCCAUCGGAAAUAUGAUCACAAUUUAUAAUAAAAUUUUCAGUUGUGUGACAUAAUCUCAAAUAGUUCAAAAUUAAACUUUUCUGAAAUGUUUGGUAUAAACGAGUAUCAAAGAGAUAAGGCGCGUUUGCCUUUCUCGUAUUUUGAAAGCUCAUAGCUCAGUGAUCUGUGGAAGGAUUUAUAUAAUCUAACUAGCAAUAGAAUCGAAAUUUUUCAACUUAAACGUGUAUAGCAAAAGCAUUGAAGUAUUUCAAUAGUACACUAUUUAAAAAACCUAUCUCAUUUGACCCAUGUCAACACCAGCCGAUCAGAACGCAUUCUGAGAAAGAGAAAAAAAUAUCUGCUGCUGUACAACAAAUCGUUUGAGAAAAAUGUUCCGAAAAAUGGUGAAUAUCGUAGUGAGUUCCUCAAUUUGGUCCUUCUGAAUGCUAGAAACGAAUCCCUACAGCAUAUUGAUAGUUUCUUUCAAUAAAUUAUGCAAAUCUGAAAUGAAAUAAUCGACAUUAAAAUUCUAUAUGCGGCUCUUUUUAUAGCCGUUAGGACCGCCCAUUAGUGAAAAAGCUACAAACGAAAUUACGUAAAAGAAAGCUCCUAACAAAAAUUGAAUCAGUUUGGAUUCUAUCGCCAAUGCGAGCAGAUGUAUUUUGUGCCGUUUGCAAAGAGCGAUUACGUCACAGCUGCCAAUCAUUUGCAUGGAUGAAAAAGCAACGGUGGAGAGCAUUACAAAAAAAAAACAGCCGUUCUAAUGGCUCUAAAAGUUUUCUGAAGAACUAUUAGGAUUUGUUGUUCGCAAAUCGAAAGGAAAUAUCCUCAGUUUAGUGCAAAUCUAGAACAGUUUGGUUAGAUGUUUGCACUUUUCGCUGUGUGAAAUUCACAGUAAUCGAGAUCAAGUAAAGCCUUCUUUGUUUUUGCGAAAAAUGUGGAAAAGGGGAAUGCUUGCAUAAUUCAUACAAUUGAUCAACUAAUUGAUAUUCGGAAGUGUUAAGGAACAUGUCAGUUGUUUUCGUAUUCACGACAUCCAGGUAUGUCUCUGACAUUACCCACCCGCCUUUUUUUUGCUGACUACCGCAGCGGACUCGGUAUGGUUUGUUUGAUUGCUACGGGCGGUAUGAUCCAUGCUUGCAACCGCACAAGAACGCCAUCUACAAGUUAAUUGCAUCGUUAGAUUUUGAAUGCAAUGAUCACCGCAAACAAUACCAUGACUUAUUUUCCGUAAUGGCAAUAUGCUAAAUCCAGCCUAAACAUAACGGAACAAAUGCAUUGCUUGAGGGAUGGCAGCAAACUUCAGACCAUAAAUUUCCUGGUUGAUGGUCCAAAUCAUGAUGUAAAUGUCACUCUUCAAGUCACAGAAAUAGAUUUUGUGCCACAAGAGAUUUCGUUGCGUACUGCGACAGCGUAAUGAACUGUUUCAACCAUCCUUUACCACAAAAUCGUACUAUGAUCAGUUCGUUCCGUAGCUCGAUAGACGAUAUUUUCAAUUGAACUGCGAAAUCCCUGACGGAAAGGUUGGGGUUCCUCUUAGAACAGAUGGUCACUUUUUACAACAUUUUGGCUGCCGCCCAUUUCUCUCGAAUCGGUCCUCCCAGCUGUCGACAAGUAUUAUCCGAAUAUUUUAAUUAUGUUAUUGACAUUUCAUUUGGCCCAAUUCCACAGUUUUGUCAACUUAUUUUACGGGUAGUUUGAACCUUUGCAAUGCGUUUACAUAAUUUUAACUCGCUGCUGCUUUUGUUUUGGAUGCCAUGAAAAACACUGCAUCAAGCUGGCCAAUUUUUGAUCGCAACAUUCCGCAUGGUCUUUUGGCUAAAUGGGCAGCCAUGGCCAUCAGACGACUUCCAAGAUUGAUUCAGUGACGGCUGUCAAAUCCAUUUUGGCAAAACAUAGCCGCCUGAAUCUUAGUUAGCCGAGCGUUUUCAUCUUUUCACCUUCGCUGAAAAUGUCAAAGAUUUCGAUGUGGAAAAAUCCGGGUGGGUACUGUUGUGUCGUUUGAGUUGUAUAUCUGGCAGCGGUGAGGCAGUCGGUCACCAGAAUGGCUGCCAGCCAUACUUUGCCCGCUGUCAGCGUUUAGUCAGCCGUGUGGAAGCCACGAGUAUGCGAGAUUGACUUAGGGUGCAGUCAGAGUGAGCGCCGAGCGCGAAGCGUUAAGACGCGCGUAUGAGCUUGUUUCAUUCAAUCAAAGCAAACAUGCCUCAGUGAUUGCAAUGCGAUAACAGUGCAUCGCAUCAUAACGCUUCACAAAUCACGCUCACUCUGACAGAAACCUUAGGUUGCUGUCAGAGUUAAAACGUCACGCGAAGCGGUAAUACGAGCUAGUUGCAUUUGAUCAAAGCAAAUCUGUCACAGUGAAUACGAUGCGAAAACAGUACAUCGCAUUGAAUCGCUUCGCUUCGGUCCACGUUCCGCGUUCACUCUGACAUCAACCUUAUAUUUACUCAAUGAUUGAGUUUCAUUUGUUAUUUUUUUGAUUGAAAGCGGCAUGACUAUUUCAAACCUCCAACUGGAAAUUCCUUUGGUGGUAGGUAUUAAUUUUUGUAAUCUACAAAAUCAGAGGUAAGGCAGAGUGGAAAAUUUAAUCAAUCCAAAAUUAAGGGUGCUAGAUAUGAUUACUGGAUCCAUAAAACACGUCAUAAUUUCAUUAAUUAUCUGAUUGAAAACACAACAUAAACCCCACGGUUUGCUUUCGAACUGGAAAAUAAUUGUACUACUAGGAUUAAGAAAAAUCAACCGAAAACCGGUUUAAUCAUCAGGCAAACGAGCAGCUAUAAUACGUUCUUUACGAUAAUGACCGCCAACAAGGCUCUAGUAGACUAAGAACACAGGGUAUUCGUAUUAUUUUUAUUCUGGUUGCUAGGAGAAUUUACCGAAGCUAUCAACGAUUUAUUUUCCCGAUUAUUUUCCCCGAAAUCGGUGCUUGUCACUAAACAAAAGUUACCAUUGUUAUUUUUGGAAUAAACAAAAAUUUCUGUUGUAUGUGUUUGCUGACAAUUACAGAUAGGCCAUCGGUAAACUGUAGAAAUGACAACUAACAGAGUUAAAAGUAAACACAUUAGUCGUGCUUCAUUCAUACAAGAUUGAGUAUUAUUAUAAUGUUUGUGAUAACUGAUAUUGAAAAUAACUAAACGAAUUGCAGGUUAAAAAAAGGAAAACAACAAAACUGUUAUUAUUAAACCGUAACUUACGGUGCAUGGUUAACCAAAGACAUUUACUGGAAGGUAGAUAAAAUUUAUUUUUAAACGUUGGAUAUUUCACUGUAAUAGAUGCGACCGAGAGGAGGAACUUUAUAUUCUAUGUAGUAGAAAUGGAUGUUAGGUUUAGUAGAGAAGCUAGGCAGAGAUAUUUUCUCCGGGAUAAAAAAGGUAUUAAAUGAAUGGUUUCUACAUAUAAAACAUGUUGGAAUAUAUGAAAAAUUUUACGAUCUAUUUUAUAUUACGUAAUACUUAAAUAGUAAACUUAGAUUGUACAUGAUGGAAUCGAGCCUUAAAAGGCUCCUAAAAUGCAAGAGCGUUCGUAUACGGUGCCGGUCUUCCACAAAUGCUGACCUGUGCCGAGUUGUAAGAUAUUAUUCGUAUAAUCAAAUGUACAUCCUUACGCCUACUACAAUGUACUAAACAAAUGUAAGAAAUACAAUCGAUGUGAAACAUUAA